GCUUGCCUUUCAAAGCACUCUUUCCCUUCAUCUCUCUUCUUCCAUCCAUCCUUUCUCUUUCUCCCUCUCUUCCCAGUUCCCACUCCCUUCUGAAUGUCCCAUUCCAGGAAGAAGAUUGAAGAUAGAGGCAAGAAUAUCAUAGAAGAAACAGAUGCGGAGACCGUCUCUAUUGCUACUAUCGCAAACACAAAGCAACAAGUACUGAACACUUCAACACCCUGCGCUGCCUGCAAGCUUCUGCGCAGGCGGUGUGUGUUGGAGUGCCCUUUCUUCCCUUACUUCUCCCCUAAUGAGCCCCAAAAAUUUGCAGCCAUACAUAAGGUCUUUGGUGCUAGCAAUGUCUCCAAGAUGCUAAUGGAAGUUCCAGAAGCACUGAGAGCUGAUGCUGCGAACAGCUUAGUCUAUGAGGCCAACUUAAGGCUUCAGGAUCCAGUUUAUGGAUGCAUGGGAGCUAUCAUAGUCCUUCAGAAAAAAGUACAGGAGCUGGAAACGCAGCUCCGAGCAAUGAAAGAAGAGCUCUUGAAGCAUUCAUACGGCCAAAGUAGUGUAAGUUCGAUGCCUUCAUCGGUUGCCGGCGCCUCCGCCGUGCAAUGGCCGCCGCUGCUGCCUGAGUUUCUCUCUUCAUCUUCCAUAUCUAUGAACAGUCAGUGGCAGAAUCACAAUUGAAAGUCUGAGUGAAAAAAAUCUCUUCCAAAGUUAUAAAAUGCAAAACUUUCAUGUUACAAAUCAAUAUAGUUUUAUAUGUCAA
Molecule: messenger RNA, 748 nt
Organism: Dendrobium catenatum
Lineage: Eukaryota; Viridiplantae; Streptophyta; Magnoliopsida; Asparagales; Orchidaceae
Product: LOB domain-containing protein 15-like
Exons: 3
Coding region: 94-666 (190 amino acids)
Source: RefSeq, a predicted model, not a curated record